CUCAUUCCAGCAGCAAGCCCUCAUGAAGACUCUCUUUAACAUCAAUAUGAUUGAUGCUAAUUUUGACGAGACUCUAAGGACUGUCUCCUCUACUGUAUCAAAUGUGAUGUCCUCCUCUCAUCUCUCCAUUGAGAACUGUCUCCAGCUCACACAAGGCUGGGGGAUCGUAUCAGUUAUUAAAGCAAUCGAGGCAUAUCUUGUUCAGUUUACAAAGAAGCUGUCAUUGGUACUUCAAGAUCUUCAGGGUCGGUAUCGUCAGGCAAAGUCUGAGACUGGUUCCGAAACGGGUAGGAACGGGUUUCAAGAUGAUUGGAGUAGCCUACAGUGGAUAUUCCAGUUUAUUCAGCACUGUGGUGAUUUUCUUCUUCGUGUCUCAGCCUUUAACUCGAGUGUUUGUAGCCAGGUGCUCUCCCUCAGUGAUACGUACACAAGUCCUGCCAGUUCUCAGAACCCGUUUAACGUGUUUGACUAUCUCUCGAUAUACCAUCCAGAGGAGCAUACAGCAGUCAUUGGAUUAUUGGGAGCCAUUGAGAAAAAUGGUGAUGGGCAUGUGUUGCUCCCGGCAACGACCAAUCAGAUUCAAGUUUUGGUGAAGCAGGCACACACUUUAGCCUUUGAUGUCGUGUUCUCUCAAUUGAAACAAAAACUGAUUGAAAUUCCUAAACUCAAAGUUUGGUCCAGGAGUACCUCUUCUCCAUUAGAGAGUCCUCAGGCUUUAACUGAUGAUUUGCCAUCAUUCAGUCUUUCUCCUUUGACCUAUAUCACUGAAAUUGGUGACCAUUUGCUGACUCUUCCUGAACAACUUGAGCCAUUCACAUCACAAGAUAAUCCAUCACUAGCUGCAGCAAUGAAGCACGGGAGACUUCCAUUCACUGAAGAUGAUGGUGAGAAUCGUGAUCUUAGUCUGUCUGAUAUGUGGUUGGAUGCCAUUGCUCGUGGUACCAUGGAGACCUAUGUUGAGAGUAUUUUAAAGAUACCGCGACUAACUGAUGCAGCUGCACUACAACUAUCAACUGAUAUUGGUUAUUUGUGUAAUGUAUUGGCUGCAUUAGAUCAGCCUCCUAUUCCUGCCCUGACUGCUUUAGAGAAAUUAUUAAAAUCUGACAAAGAAGCGUUUCCUCGUUUUAAAGAUGACAAGCACACAGAGAGUGCAUUAUAUCAAAGCAUUGCAAGGCUAAGAACUUGGGAUUAAUUAAAAAUUUUUUUUUUCUUGCAAAGUAUUAAUAAUUUAAAUUGA
Amphimedon queenslandica is the source of this 1237-nucleotide messenger RNA. Its product is annotated as conserved oligomeric Golgi complex subunit 7-like. Lineage: Eukaryota; Metazoa; Porifera; Demospongiae; Haplosclerida; Niphatidae. The transcript is spliced from 10 exons. Bases 23 to 1192 code for a protein of 389 amino acids. Gene Ontology annotation, biological process: retrograde vesicle-mediated transport, Golgi to endoplasmic reticulum; Golgi organization; intracellular protein transport. The record is from RefSeq and is a predicted model, not a curated record. Gene Ontology annotation, cellular component: COG complex.